AUUUUUUCAUUUCAUUGAACCAUUCCAAUGAAACUCUCUCAUUACCAUAUUUAAGUAAUACUAUCAGAGAAUAGAAAUGAAAAAAUGAAAAAUGAAUUUCGGUUUGUAGAUGAAUUCUACAAUAAAUAUCUCAAGAGAUAUAGGACAUAAUCAGGGAUUGAAAGUGUUGACAUUAAUAGAAAUUUAAAAAAAAAAAUUAGGAAUCACUGAAUCAAUUUGCUCAACAUAUAUGCUUCUAGCAAUAGUCGAGAUCAAAUUGUAGGUUUCAGUUUCCUUGACAAAAUAUAAUAGAUUUUAUAAAUAUUCUAGAAAAAUGUACUAAAAUUCAACAUAGUUUAAAAAACAUUUCUUUACUUCUGAUGGUUUGUCAAUUUUGACAUCCGAUGACAACAAAAACAAUUUUUUUUUAUUUUACUAUUUGCACAUAUAAUAAAAAUUAUAAUGUUCAAAUGGCAAUGGCGUUAUUGGAUUCUUGUGAUGGUGUAUUUGUCUGCAUAUAUGAAUUAUUCAUAUACAGUCAACAUGGCCUUUAGCAUAAUUCCUAUGGUGAGUUACAGACAAAAUCAUACUCCAGAGUGUAUACAUAAGGUAACCGAAAAUAAAACAAAUACUUUACCAGAUUAUGGUCCAAGGUAUAACUGGGAUGAACAUAAACAAGGUGCAAUACUUGGAGCAUAUUUUUGGAGUCAUAGCUUCUUUUCUUUACCAGCAGGUCCAAUUUCUGAAUACUUUGGUCCAGCCAAAGUGAUAUUUUAUGCUACAAUAAUGGGAGCUAUAAUAAACGCCCUUUGCGUUCCAGCAGCUUGGAUUCAUUAUGGUGUACUGGUGCUAUUUAGAUUUUUACUGGGAGUUGUGGGAGCUGUGAUAUAUCCAGCAUUGCAGUGUCUAAUUGCACAAUGGGCUCCACCACAUGAACGAGGAAAGUUUGUUGCUGGUCUUUUGGGGAAUACUAUGUCAACUGUUGUAACAUGGCCACUUCUAGGAUUUGUAACAACACAUUUUGGUUGGGAUUGGGGAUUCUAUGCACUUUCUUUUGAAAUGUUGCUGUACGCUCUAAUUUUCUUUGUUGUUGCAUCAGAUAAUCCAGACUCACACCGAUUUAUCUCUGCAGAAGAAGUUGCAUAUAUAAAAGAAUGCCAAGGCGACAGUGUUUCUCGUAGAAAACAUGCUAAGGUUCCCUAUAAAGAUAUUUUAAAAAAUAUUCCCUUCUGGAUUCUAUGUAUUCUCCAUUUCGGUAAUUUAUGGGGCUUAUAUUUACAACUCCAAAGCGUGCCCAAAUUCAUGGCAGAAGUAAUUGGUUUCGAUUUAAGAGACUCAGGAAUAGUUGGAGCAAUACCAUCACUGACUAGAUUCUUUUUUUCUGUAACAUAUGGAGUUGUAGGGGAUUAUUUAGAUAAGAAUACCCAAUUAUCAACUAAAGUACUAAGGAAAAGUUUUGUUGUUGCGUCUCAUAUUAUACCAGGUGUGUUAAUGUUCAGUAUAACAUUUAUAGGUUGCCAUUGGCAACCAAUUGUGGCAUUAUUAACUUUCAGUAUGUCUAUCAAUGGGGCAGUUGUAUUGACGAAUCUAAUGAAUCCACAGGAUUUGGCACCUAAUUAUGCGGGUACUAUUUUUGGCAUGAUUACUUUUAUAGAUGGUACAACUGGAUUUAUAGGUCCAGCAGUUACAGCUGCUUUUAUUCAAGAGCAUAAUGGAUUAAAAGAAUGGAGUUAUACUUUUAUUGUAGGAGGUUGCAUGUACAUACUAUGUGGAAUUAUUUUCAUUUUAUUUGGUAGUGUAGAAGAACAAAGUUGGAACCAUUUGGACUAGAUCCAGCCUUAAUGGAAAAAAUGCAGUAACUGAAAAAAUUCAAGUUUGUUCAUGUUUCAUUUGUAAAAUAGAAACAAAAAUAAUGCAAA
Diorhabda carinulata is the source of this 1898-nucleotide messenger RNA. RefSeq names its product sialin-like. Bases 442 to 1809 code for a protein of 455 amino acids. The record is from RefSeq and is a predicted model, not a curated record. Gene Ontology annotation, biological process: transmembrane transport; monoatomic anion transport. Gene Ontology annotation, cellular component: plasma membrane. Gene Ontology annotation, molecular function: transmembrane transporter activity. NCBI's taxonomy places the organism in Eukaryota, Metazoa, Arthropoda, Insecta, Coleoptera, Chrysomelidae. The transcript has 2 exons.